GUGAUUUCUCGAAUCGACGACGAGAAUGAACGUUCGCGUCGUUUCUUGCCCAAAGUGAGCCACGAUAAGGUCACCAAGCUGUGCCGCGAUGUAAUGGUGAAUGCCCAUAAGGAGCAUCUAUACGCAGUGUGCCAUGAAUGUAUCGAGGCCGGCCGCGUUAAUGGUACGCUCUGCUCGCUAGCUCCUAAUGCUCCUCCGGGCAGUUUGGCCAUUCCGUGUUAUAUUGGAGCAGGCCUGAGUUGCUUAUGCUUUUUUCCUGUGCAACAGUGA
Messenger RNA from Gongylonema pulchrum, 270 nucleotides. The record is from the annotation of a GenBank genome assembly. NCBI's taxonomy places the organism in Eukaryota, Metazoa, Nematoda, Chromadorea, Rhabditida, Gongylonematidae.